This is a messenger RNA of Oikopleura dioica, 1647 nucleotides long. Lineage: Eukaryota; Metazoa; Chordata; Appendicularia; Copelata; Oikopleuridae. The record is from the annotation of a GenBank genome assembly.
AUGGUUCUCCUCGCAGAGAACGGAUCGAAAGGUUUGCGCGUUUUCGAUCUGUCGACAAACUACACGGAAGUGGAAGCUUUCAAACCUGAAACUGGAAAAGGUGUUAGACUUUUCGAAUGGAGCCACUGUGGAAAGCUCUUCGCUUACUGUAAUAAUAUCGAGACGAUUGUGAUCAACGUUGCUGACUGGUCCGUCGUUUCAAGACUUCCAAUUUCCCGCGCUGUUUUCUUCAAAUGGUCACCGAACGCCGACCAGUUGGUCACUUUCCAUCAAUACUACGAGACAAAAGACAACCCGAAUCCAGGCCCGAAUGUGAAAUUCUUCGCCAUUCCUUCUGGUGAAGAAAUGGGUGGUUUCAUUCACCGGGGGUCUGUAGAAGGUUGGGAGCCAAACUGGACGUCUGAUAGCAACUUCCUUCUUAGAAAGAUCGGACCUCAACUAAUGACUUAUGCUCGCUCUUCUCCUACAACAGUGCUGAAUAAACUGAAAGUGGACAACAUCAUGACACACUCCGUUGCCCCUGGUCGACCCCCAUACAAAGUAGCUGUCUUCGGAAAAAGCUCGAAAAAGGAGAUCCUGCUUUUUGGAAAAGAUCUUCUAGCUUUGACGGCAACAGAAACUUCUAGCGAGUCGUAUUAUGGCGAAAAUACGCUGUAUCUGCUGAAUGCCCAGAAGGGAGAAAGCCAAACUGUUGAAUUAAAGAAAAAGGGGCCUAUUUAUCACAUCGAGUGGUCUCCCGAUGGUGAUUUCUUCUGCGCUGUUUAUGGAUUUAUGCCGGCCAAGGCAACGUUGUACGAUAACAAGGGAAAUAUCAAAUUUGACUAUGGAACUGGCCCUAGAAAUACUUGCCAUUUCAAUCCACAAGGAAGUUUGCUGAUGAUCGCCGGCUUUGGGAAUCUCCGAGGGAAGAUGGAAUGUUGGGAUGUAAGGAAAAACGAGAAGAUAUCUGAACCUGAAGCUCCUGAUACAACGAAUUUCCACUGGUCACCAGAUGGGGAGCAUUAUAUAUGGGCUACGACAGCGCCACGACUUCGCGUUGGCAAUGGCUGGAAAAUUUCGCACUAUCACGGAGAACUAAAGCACGACAGCCCCUACCCGACUGGCGAAAAAGUCGAGCUGUGGUCGGUCGGUUUCCAGCCUAGCCCUCGCACACGUCAAUUUGAAAUAACGAAGCCAUCCAAACAGCUGAUACAGAAACAAGCGGCCGAGAAGCCGAAAGGAUACGUCCCGCCCCACGCGCGAGGACGCAAGGAUUACAAUGCUAAAAUCCGCGAAGACGAGAAACCCUCAGAUCCAAACGCCGCCAUCCAGGCGGUUAUUGACGCAAAAAACAACCCAAAGAGUGGACAGCCGGCGCUGACCGCAUCGCAAUUGAAGAAUAAAAAGCGAAAAGAGGCCAAGAAACGGCAAGCCGAAGAAAAAGCACAAGCAAAAGAAGAGGAAGCCAAGAAAAUCUCGGAACCAACUGCUCCAACGAGCGGCAAAAGUGACGCCGAACGCGAAGCUCGCAAAAUUCAAAAGAAGCUGAACGCAAUCGAGGGGCUGAAAAAGCGCGUGGCAGCUGGAGAGACACUGGAAAAGGAUCAACUCGAGAAGAUUAAGAAUGAGGAAGCUUUGAGAGACGAAUUGCAGAAAUUGCAAAUUUAA